AUGUCUUUGAAGCAGGAUAAAACUUCAAAAAUCAUUGAAAAAUGCAUUGCAACCAUUGACGCGAAUGCACCCAUCAAUAUUUCCUUCAUCACUCAACCCAUCUCAAAAGCAUGCGUGGAUCGUAUCAAAUCGUUAGAGAAAAUAUACAGUCAAUCAAAAAUAUACCAGUUUUUGAUCAGAAAAGGCGUUUAUCCAACACUGUUGUUUUCAGCUGUCAGUGGUGGUGUUGGUUAUGGCGCCUAUCGUACAUAUCAUCGUUCAACAAGGCUCGCAUUAAAUUUAUUGGGCGUUGUUUAUCCAACAUAUUGCUGUUGGCAUCUUGUGAAAAGUCAAUUACAUGGACAGGAAGAACAACUCAGGUCUUGGUUGACCUAUUGGAUGAUAUUCGGAUCGUUUCAAGUGCUGGAUCACUGGAUGGCUUCAGAUCUUUUUAUGUUUUCAAGAAAAAAGUACAAUCUAUACAAGUUGCUUAUUUUAUAUUGGGCGCAGAGUCCUCACUCUAAGGGAGCGCUCUUACUUUACCGCCAUGUGAUUCAAAAGCCAAUCUUGAAAUCAUUAGAUCAAGAGCAAGAAGAAGAGGAGGAUAAGGAGGAGAAGGAGAGCCAUCUAUCAAUCGAAAAAGAGCAACAGCGCAUUGACAGCUAUCGCAUCAUAGAUGGUUACAGUCCACCAAAUCUGAUGACAUCCUGUGAGGGUCAAAACGAUGGUAAUAACAGUGUUAGCAGCCAUGGUAGUAGCAGUAGUAGUAAUAGCAGUGAUGAUGAAUCAGAGCGUUUAAAAUAUCAUCAGCAACAAGAGCGUCAAUCCUUGAGUAGUUUAUCGAAUGAGAAAGAGGCAUUUCCGCCCUUACUCAUGAAUACUGCGGAAGCUGCUUGGUAG
Mucor velutinosus is the source of this 879-nucleotide messenger RNA. RefSeq names its product V-type proton ATPase subunit G. The transcript is spliced from 3 exons. The record is from RefSeq and is a predicted model, not a curated record. Lineage: Eukaryota; Fungi; Mucoromycota; Mucoromycetes; Mucorales; Mucoraceae. Bases 1 to 879 code for a protein of 292 amino acids.